AUGUCGCUUCCAGAUUCCGACAAGACGGGGGAGGUGAAGUCGAAGCAGGUGGUGGUGAUGGAAGACACGGAUGCGUCAACCAACGCUGGAGCCAUCAACCUCAAACAUCGACUAUACGCGUCGGCUGGCUGCGGCGCCAUUAUCCCAUACCACUCAACUCAACGCGAUCCUGCCCGUCUUGAAAUGGCAUCAACCGUCGACCAGAAGCGCCUGAAGGCUACCAAAUUCCCACCCGAGUUUGACAAAAAAGUCGACAUCGAGAAAGUCAACAUCGACCUAAUGAAGAAGUGGAUCGCGAACAGGAUCACGAAUAUUCUGGGAGAUGAGGACGACAUUGUGGUGGAGACAUGUUACAACCUAGUUGAACAGAAUCAAUUUCCCAAGAUUAAAGAGAUACAAAUCCAGCUCACAGGCUUCCUCGGCAAGGACACUGCUACCUUCUGUAAAGAACUAUGGGACUUGAUGCUGAGCGCUCAGGAAAGUCCCAUGGGCGUCCCCCGCGAAUUGCUCGAAGCGAAGAAGCUGGAGCUACAACGAGAGCAGCCGCUGCCGAAGCUCGCCGCCUGGAAGAGAAGGAGCAGAACGACAUGGUUGACUCUUUCCGCCGAAGCGAACGUGCAGACCGACCAGAGCGUGGUCGCGGCGGAGGUAGAGGCUUCCGUGGAGGCGACCGAGGAGGGAGAGGCAGAGGAAGAGACUUUGAUCGAGGACCGUCGCGACGUGAUUCGAGAUCGCCUCCAAGGCGGAGAUCGCCGCCACCGCGUCGCGAACGUGACAUCUACAUUCCCAGUAGUAGAGGUCAUACACGUCGAGGACGUCGUUCUCCUUCUCGCGAGCGCCGUCGCUCACGUUCAAGCGAUCGCUCCAUGUCUCCUCCACCUCGUCGUGCACGCCGCUCACCCUCGUCAGAUCGAUCACGAACACCGCCACGACGCCGCCCACGAUCGCCCUCUACCGACCGUUCCAGAUCACCACCUCGCCGUUCGCGACGUUCUCCACGAUCUGGGGGACGGAGAGACAGGUCAUGGUCCCCCAGCCACGACAGCAGGAGGCUACCCAGGCAUACUUCGCGAUCUGUUUCCCCUCCAGUCAAAUCGAGCUCACCAGCGCCCAGGGUGUCAGUAUCGCGUUCCCGAACACCGCCUCGACGUCGUCGCAGAUCGCCUUCUAGCUCACGAUCAAGAAGCCCUGUGA
This is a messenger RNA of Plenodomus lingam JN3, 1194 nucleotides long. RefSeq lists its product as uncharacterized. Gene Ontology annotation, cellular component: spliceosomal complex. NCBI's taxonomy places the organism in Eukaryota, Fungi, Ascomycota, Dothideomycetes, Pleosporales, Leptosphaeriaceae. Gene Ontology annotation, molecular function: RNA binding. Gene Ontology annotation, biological process: regulation of mRNA splicing, via spliceosome; mRNA processing. The record is from RefSeq and is a predicted model, not a curated record.